CGCGCUGUCUUAUUUCACACUACUCAGUUUUGUCGGAGCUAGUAAGUAUGUUGAUGCACUACCAGGUGGCGCCUAAAUCUUCUUUCAGGGUGAAGCCCCUAGCCCAUGUAUCAGUGCCCUCGUUGAGUGUAGAUAGGUAACUCAACCGUGCCCAGCCUAUGCCUCCCAUGUAUUGGUGCCCUAGCCGGUGGCCCUAGCCAAUGCCAAGUUCAGUGGCCUAGCAACUUGUGCGGCUCUACCGAAAAUCAAAGAAGUCCUUCUUCAAGUCCUUUCUCAAGUCCUUCAUGUACGGCUCAUAGCAAUCCUGUUCCCAGUGUGCAUGUACCAUAUUCAUAAUACCAUACGUAUAUUUCGUACUAAACAGAUCCGUAGGUCAGAGCAAGUCUGCCGGAUUAGCGCUUUCUCUAUUUGUUCCUUCCUGAUAGCUGCAAUGACAAGGUUAUGACCACCGGUCAUAACAGUGACAUCGUGAUUUACCAAUUGGUUUACUGGCUGCCCACAUUUAUCAACAAGUUAAAUCACGAAACUGCACUUGAAAACUGAUGACAGCAUAUCUGUGUGUUUGAUUUCUUGCGUUAAACCCAAUGAUAUCGCAGGAAUGAACAUCACAAGAAUCAUUCACUGGCUAUUUGUGAUACUUAUUAGUUGUUUUGCAUACUUCGAUUACGGAGAAUGCGUUGUACCACUGAUCCCCAUAGCAGUCGGUGGUGUUGCCAGUAUUGCAAGUUACAUGGCGAGAUGCUACUUCAAAGAAUGCUGCACAGACGAGUACAUCCCAGCUAAUUUUUCUAAGUUGGAAACUGCACUGAAGACUGAGGUCUAUGGGCAACAUCUGGCACAUCAGACUGUACUGAAUGCAUUAAAAGGUCAUUUUCGUACAACUGAACCAAAAAAGGCUUUGGUCAUGAGUUUUCAUGGUUUACCAGGAAUUGGAAAAAACUAUGUGGCAAAUUUCAUCACAGAUGCACUUUAUAAAAAAGGGGCAGAAAGUCAAUAUGUUCAUUUCUACAAAGGGCGCUUAAACUUUCCUUCGGAUGAGAAGGUCGAAGAAUACAAGGAAUGGAUUCAGAAAGAACUAUUAACCCACCUUCGUACAUGCCAGCGCUCACUCUUCAUCUUUGAUGAAGUUGAUAAAAUACCAGAAGGUGUGCUGAAUGCAUUGGUGCCAUUCUUGGACUAUCAUCCAAUGAUUCCUGGCAUCAACCCAACUGGGGCAAUAUUUAUAUUCUUAUCAAACACUGGUGGUACUCUAAUCGCACAACGGCUAAUCAAACUAUGGAAAGAUGGGAAAAAACGGGAAGAAACUGAGUUACAAGAUUUUGAAAAUCUACUGGCAAGGGGAGCAUUUAAUGAGAAAGGUGGCUUUCACAAAUGUGAAACAAUUGAAGUAAGCCUCAUUGAUUAUUACAUACCUUUCUUACCACUCGAAGAAGUUCACGUACGGGCCUGUAUAAUAGACGCUUUUCGAAGAAGAGAAGUUGAGCCAUCUGAUGCAAUGAUUGCCGAAGGCCUAUCACAUGUUACGUUUGGACCAGAUACACCGAAUAUUUACUCAACUGCUGGUUGUAAGAGAUUAGAUCACAAAAUCUCUCUUAUUAUUCAACGGGACCAGAUUCUGCAAAAGCUAAAAGAUUCGAACUAAAAUCGAAUCAGAAUAAGAAUGACUACAAUAAAAAAAACCACAAUUUCAGCUGAAUAUCAAAUACCGGAAAACUAUGGUAUAGGUUGAACAUGUUUUCAAGUUAACACAGUUGAUUAAAUUAAUAUUUUUAUUACAAUAGAAUGAUUAC
This is a messenger RNA of Athalia rosae (coleseed sawfly), 1790 nucleotides long. It is a transcript of the gene Torsin, whose product is annotated as torsin-1A. Gene Ontology annotation, biological process: cellular response to misfolded protein. NCBI's taxonomy places the organism in Eukaryota, Metazoa, Arthropoda, Insecta, Hymenoptera, Athaliidae. Bases 599 to 1642 code for a protein of 347 amino acids. Gene Ontology annotation, molecular function: ATP hydrolysis activity; ATP binding. The transcript is spliced from 3 exons. The record is from RefSeq and is a predicted model, not a curated record.